CGCCACCGUUAUUCACGAUAAAGUAAAGCAACUCUUACGUGAUCGAGAGUCUGUCAAGCACCCUAUCAUUGAACAAACAAGGUCUAAUUGAAGACGAGUGGUUUAAAACGUCACACACUUUAGAGGUAUCGUCAAUAUAAAUAUACUCGGUGGUUUGCUCAACGUUUGACAGAUCAUUACCGGGUGCGAACUGCUCGGGGAAAGAACAAUCGUGGCGUAUUGGCGAUGAAACCGAUAUCUGUAUAAAAAGUGUUUGGCAAUUUCGGAUAGAUCCGUGAUCGGUUUUUGUGACAAUUACAACAACAUUGGUUUGAAUUGAUAAUGACGACAGUCACGCACGGCCUGCAUACCUGAUCCAAACGUCCGUUUACCUGUCCAUGAUUUUGCGAAUACAUGUUGGAAUUAUACAGGAAUGAAAAGUAUAUCAGAAAUGGAAUCUUAAAGCUGAACUGACACGCCUGAAUUUUCUCAUCUGCACGUAAAAAAAACCCGGAUGUGUAAUGCGGUUUUAUGAAUUUCGUGAGCAGAUAUUAUUUAUAAGUGUCUAGUCCGUAUGUUUGUGUAGAUAUAAUCACAGUCCAUAUCGGAGGAUAUUUAUACGCAGCAGAUCUAGACUGAGGUAAGAUUUGUCUCCCUACCGGUAAACGAUGUAAUCCCAGGAUUGGUGACUAGGUACUUAAAAAAUACGGCGAUUCACGAAUAAUACAAAGUUUGCUAGUGAAAGACUCGAAUACAGUUUUACAAUUCGGAGUUGUUGAUACUGAAGGUGCUGAGCCCAUUGAUACUGGUGUUCUAUUGAUAGUGAAGGUUUGGGACGUUUCGCCACGGAUUAAAAGGUAUCCAUGAGCAUAUUGAUUGACAUGCGAAGGUGAGGCUGAGCGAUCAGGACAAUUCCCGCGUCUACAAUACAGUAUACAAAUCGCAGAGUUCGUUCAGGAGACAUACGGCAAAGGAAAUUAGUGAUACAUACACAUGCAAUAAGAUUUCCAUAACCUACUACAUGUGUAUAAAGAAGGAUAUUGAGAUUUUGCUUCGACCUGCCUGAGCAUUAUGACUUUGUGGCAGACAAGGUUAAUGUCUAUAUCGCUGAUGUACCAACACGACACGACAGCCUUUCUGUGAUUUACGUGCAGGGACUCGCUUUGUGAACAUGUGCUACCUUUCAUAAAAGACAGUAUAGGACAGCUUCAUGCCAAACGUGUUUGUAUAUUGAAGACCUCUACGUGGAAAGCACCUAACUCAAAAUGUCUAAAUUCAUGUUUCAUAUCCGGUUUUCGGACCAGGGGCGUUUUUUGCAUGAAAACGAAGUGUAUGAAAUGAUGAGGUCUCGGAGUCUGUAUCAAGUUCAGUUUGAUUUGAAACAUAAACUACGCAAACGAUUAAGGUCGCUCGAACAGGCUGAAAAGAUGCAAGUUUCGUCUUUUCAAAAACAAAGAAAUGUUUUCUUGACAAAAAUGCAAGAAAAGGUUGUUCAGCGAAAUAAACUGGCCGAGGAAAAUUCUACCCAGCUGAUGAUGAGUGGAGUCAAAAGACACAUACAGGCGAAAGAUAAACACGUGCGUAUGGUGACGGACGAAAACAGUGUAACACCAAAACACGCCAAGAGUGCGCCUUCUCGAAUAUUAGCAAAGGAAUCGCCAAGGAAUAGACCGGUUACCAAGGAGGCCACAAGUGCGCGUCUGGUUUCCAAGGAAACAACGCUGUCGUCCGUUAAAGAAGUAACUCACGAGAGCGAUGACAUCAAACCAGUGAGCGCGAAGGUUGAACUGUCAUACAGAGGAAGGUCACUUCCCGGAUGUAAGAGUGGCUACCGGAGGUCAAGGACGAUGUUUAGUGAUGACGUCACAUAUAUCAAUACGUCAUCCUUUGUGUCUAGAGAACAAGCAGAACACACGUCUUUAAACGAUGAAGGAGAAACAUCCUCGAAAACAUUACUGUCUCGGCAAAAUACUAAAUCCCAAACUCCCAAAUCGAUAAGGAAGUCUUCGAGAGUAGGAUUACCAAAUAUAUUACCUGGACCGUCAUCUCGAGGCGAGUCAACGUUUUUCGAACAAGAGGACAACAUUUCCGAAAUUUCGGACACUGCAUUCCAAAGAUUAGCUGGAAAAUAUAAUAAGGCGAAAUCGCUUACUUCAUUGUCCAUGCCAGUUCCAACUCCGGACCUGAAAUCAGUGUCUUCUUACGAGAUGGGAAUGACCACUCCAGAGGGCCAGCUGAUUCUGUCUAGGGACGAGUAUGAGGAUUAUCUGGACAGGUUUAGGGAAGCGAAGUCAAAACGACUAAAACUGAUACGGAGACAAAGUGAAAACCUGGAUCAAAAAGUCAAACAUUUUCGAGCUUUAAGGAAACAGUAAUAUCGAAAUUUUGUAAGUUUUAAAUACCUGAUGUCUAACAGGGACAUUUGUUAUGGAUGUGGGAAAAUACAGUAUUUAUAUGAUAUUUUGAUAGAAAUGUGUAAGACUCUUCUACAUUAAUUACCUGUAUAUAUAUAGCGCGCACAUGUUUUCGCUUUAUAAUGUCACUCUUAUAUUCAUUUAAGA
Mizuhopecten yessoensis (Yesso scallop) is the source of this 2540-nucleotide messenger RNA. RefSeq lists its product as uncharacterized. Lineage: Eukaryota; Metazoa; Mollusca; Bivalvia; Pectinida; Pectinidae. Bases 1245 to 2354 code for a protein of 369 amino acids. The record is from RefSeq and is a predicted model, not a curated record. The transcript has a single exon.